CAACUCACUCAGUAAUACUACCUCCUGAGGAGAGAAUCUCAGUACACGUGUUGUAGAAGGCCCGAUCAGAGGGUAGCCUUGCCGUUAUAAAGAAUAACGCACCAAAACGACGAAGUUCAUCGCCUUGGUAGUACAAUAGAAACAUUCGCAACAGGUGUUUUGCACUAUACCAAGAGCACGUAUAUUGUAAGGCGCUUGGAAUCAUGGCGAUGUCGAUUCGGAAUUUGUUGUUUUUUAUUGCCUGCCUGGGAUUAUUCAGCAGUGCCAAGAGCAAACUGUGCUCAGAGCUGUCGCUGAAGAGCGGUUUUGCAUGUGACAGGGAUGAUAUGGAAUAUCGCAGAUAUUUCUUAUGUGUUCCGGGGUUGGAUAUGCCAUACGUGUACAACUGCGCUAGCGGCACGUACUGUAACGAUGACGUCACAUUCCAGUGUGGAUUCACGAAACCAAACAGACAAGAACCGGAAACAACAACAACUACUACUACAACUACGACCUCUGAGACGCCUAUCGACCCGUGUGCGUUGACGAUAUGUUCCAACGGAGGAACGCCAACAGCUUCUGGAUCGUCGUGUACUUGCCGCUGUCGCCCAGGGUAUACCGGCGCCAGGUGUAAUCUAGAUGUCAAUGAAUGUCUCAGUAACAACGGCGGCUGCCAGCAGAUGUGCAGAAACUUCUGGGGCGGCCACGAGUGUCGGUGUCAGGCCGGCUAUAGACUGGGGGCAGACGGGAAGUCUUGUCAUGACAUAGAUGAGUGCCAGGAGAUGUACAAGUGUGACGUCAACGCCGUAUGCCAAAACACACCCGGCAGCUACACGUGCAAAUGCAACGCAGGGUAUGUGGGAGACGGACACACGUGUACAGAAAUCAAGACAGAACCAGAACCAUUCAACUGUACGGGAAAGCGAAACCUCUGGUACCCGGACCCCGAGAGCUGCAUUGUUUUCUACCAGUGCACGAACGGCCAACUGGAAGAAAUGAAGUGCGGCCUGGGGUACUUCUUCAACGCCUACACUGUCAGCUGUAAUAGCGCUACGUUCGAGAUUAAUGCCGGGAAAUGCCUCGCUGAUGGAAGCCGGGUAUCAGAGGACUCAGACAAAGAGAAGCCGUUCGUGUGCCCAGGUCCUGGUUACUACCCUCACCCCACUGAAUGCUCCCAGUAUUACAGCUGUAUCCUGGACAGCUACGGGAAGUUCGUCAAGUCUCUGAUGACCUGCCCGGACCAAUUUGGCUUUGAUAGUAAUCCCUCCAGUUUUGGUUGUGUCUUCAUGCUGCACCUUAGCCACUGUGAUAGCAACGGAAAAGUGAUUGAUCCGACGGAGAGAAACGCCACUACAUCCGGGCCCCUCACCACCACGACGCCUGCGCCCCGUGAGCCCUGCACGGCCGGCGAGACCGGAGAGAAGAAAGUCAACCUCGAAGACUGCCGCCAGUUCUACGUGUGCACCAACCUGGAGUGGGUCCUCUACGACUGUGCCCCGGGGUUGGUCUACAGCACCGCCAGGGGGAUCUGUGACUGGGACGUCAAUGUCGACACGUGCGAUAACGGUAACGUGGUAACCAGACCCCCCACGGCGGUCGACUGCGCUGAUGGGCGAGAGAGCGGGUACUAUCCCGAUCUCUCCACUUGCCAAAAGUUUGUUGUGUGCGAGGACGGGAAGUUCCUUGGGGAGUUCAGCUGUGCCGCGGGGACGUUCUUUGAUGAGGUCGGCAAAGGCUGUCAGCUUAUUGAAGAUAUGGUGGAGAAAGGGGAAUGUAGACAAAAUGGCGACAGAAUUCCGAAAGAAGACCGAUUCUUCACCUGCCCGAAGGACUCCGAGCAGACGAUGUUUCCUCACCCUCUGAACUGCACCAAGUUCUUCCUGUGCCUGCCCACCUCGUACUCGGUGGUCAACUGUAACGAGGGCUAUGCCUGGAGCACUGACGUCUGUCUGCCUAUAGACCAGGUGACCACCUGUGGGCCGAACCUGGAGUAUGUGAAAGAUACAGACAGCAAUGGAACCACCAACAAGAUAUGUUGUGAAAUGGGUAAAGUCCCCUCAGAGAACAGCUGUGCAGAGCGAGCCGAGACGCUCUCAGAGCCGUGCAAGACUGCCUUCCUCGACUGCUGCACGGACAACGACAAAGACGGCGACAAUGACGCCGUUAAAAAGACGUGCUGUGCUAUGGCCACGAACCCAUCCGACCGAAGCUGUGCCGACAGAUCCGCCUCCCUGACUGAGCCCUGUAAGAGUGCUUUCCUCGGUUGCUGUACAGACGGAGCCCAGAACAGCGAAGAUGUUAAAAUAUCAUGUUGUGAGCAGGGAACAAAACCGUCGAGCCGAACCUGCGCCGAGAGAGCCACGUCCCUCUCCGAGCCUUGCAAGAGCUCCUUCCUCGGGUGUUGUACAGACGGUGGUGAUAGUAACGCCUUCCAUAAAGUAACAUGCUGCAAGUUGGGGUCGAACCCAUCCGACAAAAGCUGCGCAGACCGAUCGGCGUCCCUCAUUGAGCCCUGCAAGAGUUCUUUCCUCGGCUGCUGUAACGACGGUGAUGAGGACAACGUAGCCGCCACUAAGCAGAAAUGUUGUGACAUGGCGCUGGCGCCGUCUGACGGAAGCUGCGCCGAGAGAGCGCAGUCUCUGUCAGAACCCUGUAAGAGCGCCUUCCUCGGCUGCUGCAAGGGGCCCGAUUCAGGAAUUUUGGGAGGUAAUGGUACCACCGGAUCCAUUAUUAUUAAAAAUGCCACUAACAAUACCACACCAGAAAAAGCUGGUUGCGCUGUUAACAAUGGCGGCUGCUCUCACACCUGUACGGAUGCGGACGGCGGUGUCAAAUGUUCCUGUUCGGCGGGGUAUGUUCUGGGUAGCGACGGGAAGACUUGUGAAGACGAUGACGAAUGUGCGGUCAGGAACGGCGACUGUAGUCACACGUGUAAGAACAACCUGGGCGGAUACAAAUGUGAAUGUCCGAGUGGAUAUGAACUCGAGGAUGACCAACUCACCUGCAGGGGCCCAGACCCAUUGUGUUACGGAGGCCAGGUUUGGAAGACGUGUGGCAGCGACUGCACCGCCACCUGUGAGGAACGCGACACACCAUCGAUGUGUACCUUAAACUGCGUGGCGCGGUGUGAGUGUCCGCCAGAGAAACCCUACUAUCACAACUACAGAUGUGUGGACGA
Messenger RNA from Lingula anatina, 3157 nucleotides. RefSeq lists its product as uncharacterized. Gene Ontology annotation, molecular function: calcium ion binding; chitin binding. Gene Ontology annotation, cellular component: extracellular region. The record is from RefSeq and is a predicted model, not a curated record. Lineage: Eukaryota; Metazoa; Brachiopoda; Lingulata; Lingulida; Lingulidae.